This is a messenger RNA of Cuscuta campestris, 1984 nucleotides long. The record is from the annotation of a GenBank genome assembly. NCBI's taxonomy places the organism in Eukaryota, Viridiplantae, Streptophyta, Magnoliopsida, Solanales, Convolvulaceae.
GAAUAAUUCGAGUUUCCCGACCAUAGGCAGGCAGUGGGUACAAACUACCGCCCGGAACCAAAUGGAGUAAAGGGUAAACAGCCGCCGCCAUUUCAGCUUCCUCUUCGCCGCCGCAAUGAGCAACAGUAAGAGGAGAAUUAGAGCAUUCCAAAAAUGGAUGAACUGGAAAGGCAUAGAGUGCAGCGACGCCUUGGAGCUCGUCGAGGAGGGAUCCUCCAUGUUUGUCAGAGCGGUCGGCGAUCUACACGAAGGCGACGUGGUGGCAAAAAUCCCCAAGGAGAGCUGCUUGACGAUCAAAACUUCCGGUGCUCGGCGAGUGAUUGAGGAAGCCCAGCUUGACGGAUGCUUAGGCCUGGCUGUAGCUCUCAUGUAUGAACGGAGUCUUGGCCCACUUUCCCCUUGGUUUGGUUAUCUUCACCUCCUGCCCCAUUCCGAGCCUAUUCCCUUGCUCUGGCCACUCUCUGAAAUCAGCUCUCUUCUUGCUGGCACUGAACUCCACAAGAUAAUUAAAGAAGACAAGAUUCUCAUUCACGAGGACUGGAAAGAGUGCAUCCAACCUCUUUUGAGCAAUUCUUCCCUGAAGCUUAACCCAGCAUAUUUUGGCAUUGAAGAAUAUUUUGCUGCCAGAAGUCUUAUUGCAUCUAGAUCAUUUCAAAUUGAUGGUUACCAUGGAUUCGGGAUGGUUCCCCUUGCAGACCUUUUCAACCACAAGACUUGUGCUGAGGAUGUGCACUUCACAUCCAUAUCCUCCUACUCUGAUUCAGAUAGUGAUGUGGAUGAUAAGAAUAGUAACAAUGAGUACCAACAUGACAGUACUCACGAACCAACUAAUCAAAAUAUAUGUUCAGAAGGAGAAUAUUUGAGCGGGGGUGACUUAGAUUCUUCUUCAGUGGCAGGGGAUGAUCCUGCAGUUCUAGAAAUGAUCAUGGUAAAAAAUGUGAAAGUUGGAUAUGAGGUAUUUAAUACAUAUGGAUGCCUCGGCAAUGCUGCAUUGCUUCAUAGGUAUGGAUUCACAGAGCCAGAUAAUCCAUAUGAUAUUUUGAACAUAGACCUUGAACUGGUGCUUCAGUGGAGCUCUUCUGAGUUCUCAUCUCGCCACAGCCGGAGGAGGGUUUCACUGUGGAGGAAGCUGGCUUAUUCUGGAUGCGUCAGCCAAGACACUGAAUAUUUUGAAAUCUCAUUCCACGGCGAACCACAAACCGAGUUGAUAAUUUUGAUUUACUUAUUGUUGGUUUCAGAUGAAGUUUAUGAUGAGGCACAUCUUGCUGUGUCGACCACGUGCGAUGUUGGCAAAUCCUGGGAGCUCUUUUUAUCAACGAAAGGAGUUUCAUUUGACAAGGGAUUAUUAGAACUUGGUAACCGUUCGCUCCUCGACGUACGCGUUUGCAUGGCUCUUUUGUCGCUAGCGGAUAUGCGGGAGAGUUUAUAUGGUUCGGAGUCUCUGACUGAUGAUAUUAAUGCGCUGGGGGGGUGUUCUUGGCUGACCCAACCUAAACUGUAUCAUUCGCUAGUUCUGCGUAUAAGUGAGAGGAAGAUCAUUCAAAAGUUAAGAAACUAUGCUUCAGACCGCCAAGAAAGGUACUAAAGGAAGAAGGUAAAUACAAGAUAUAUGCAUGUAGAAUCAAUCAAGCCACCAGGUUGAAGUCUUGCUCUGCUGAUAUUCUUCUUAUAUGGCUCUUUAUUUAUUUUUGGUAAUGGAAGGAUUUACGUCUUGCUAUUCAAGCAAUGUUCUAAACAAUGCCAGGGGAGUGGGGUGUGAUAGAGAUGUAGUGUCUGUGGGCCUGUGCGGAGCAUAGGCGGGCCUUGGUUGGGCCAAUGCAGAAAUAAAUCUUUGCGACUAGCUCAAAGUGAUUUAUUGCCUUAACAUGCAUUCUAAUGUUUGGCAUUAUAAUCACUUCGAGAUUUCUACACAUUUAUUCUAAUGCCCCUCUUUUUUUUACGGUUCCUACUUUCGAGUCAAACUGAACAAAUUUUAAUUAUCAAU